AGCCUAAAGAAGCUGGGAGCUUAUAUUAAAUGGCCUGGUGCAGCUCCAACUUACCAUUUCUAGUUGUGUUUUUGCUAUAUGCUUCAGUUGCUUUGAAAAGUAAGUCAUACUUAUUUCUCAUAAUAGUUAAUAUAUACUUUCGGUUAGCAGACGAUUUCAUCUAGCCGAAGAGCGGGUUCUGCGUGUCCUUAGGCCCAGUUCAUGCGUCGUGCUUCCACUGUGCCGUUGCCUUCUGCAGAAGCAAGUCAAAGGCACGACUUCAAUUCAGACAUCAUGCCAGAAUCAAGGUUAUUGUGAUCGGUGUAUCAAGUCAGUGCUGAUUAAAACUAACAAACAAACAAACAAAGAAAUGGCGGGACCAUAAAUCCCGCUAACAUUAUACAUUUCCGAAAGUGAUUUAUGAAUUUGUUUGACACGGCAUAAGCACUACUUUUGAAUCACAUGCCGUGCCACGGCAGCGCUAUUCUAACUUUGAAAUUGCUCUACCAAACCGAAUUCAAAACCUUCAUUCAGACGUCGUGCUUAUGUCGCCCCUUCGUCGAACUUAAUUCUAAGAAUUGAAAGUUCUGCACGGCAAAAGCAUAACGAAAUGUCGGGCUGUCGUUUAUUUGGUGUUCAUAGAAACAGUUCCCUCCAGCUAAAAGCUGUUGUCUAAGCGCUCAAAGUAUCCGGACGAAUUAAGUCCCGCUCGUUCUUCCAGUUACCACGGACGAAAAUUUUAAGUCCUUUGACUAAGUUUUAGGUUGUUUAAUUUAAUUGAUAGCCCAGGCGGACACGCGGCGAAUGGAAAGGCUCUUUUUGACCGAUUAACUAAUUUUGUUCCUUGGUUUUUGCCAACUAAAAGUUUGUGAAAAAGGUUGUUUAAUUUAAUUGAUAGCCUAGAUAUUUUUAUUGGUAGGCGUUUAGAUGGUUAAAAGUACUUAAAAAGACAAAACAAAUAUAGACAAACUGUUCAUUAAAAUUGAAUGUUAUAUCUAUUUUAUACAAAUAUUUCAUGUAAAAAACAAAACAAAAAAAAGACAAAGCAAAUUGGCAAUUAGCUUCCGGUUUUAUGCAGACUAAUCUUUUACAGUGUUAAUAUAUGUAAUUGCGCUAGCGCUGCUGUUAGAAAGAACUGCUCAAUAGUGUGAAAUACCCCAAUUUUACUGAUAGUCGUUGCUUGUGCCACGAAUAUACUGAUAGUCGUUGCUUGUGCAACGAAUAUUGGAUUUUCCCUCGGCGGAAUGUCGUUUUGAGUCCUAGGGUAUUUCAUUAGCCGGCAAUUUUUUCAUGAGUCAAAAGGUCAUUUUCGCGGAAAAGAAAGCUCUCAAAGCUGUUAUCAACAGCUUUGAAAAGAAAACAAUGGCAAGGGGAGUCUGUAUCAAGGAACGUUUCGAAAGCAUUUAUCAUUAAGCGUAGCUUUUAAUCACUGACCGUGGUUGUGCACUAGUACGUUACUUCCGGUAACUAAGAUGAUUUUUCAGUGACGGAGCUUAAAAUGCUUAACAGGAGCAAUGCGAGGUUCCAGAUAUCUUGCAAGUUAUGUUAAUUUUGUGGCGAAACACGCAUGACAGCGGUCAAUCAAGCCCUCUCGCAUCGGCAUAAAACAAUCAAGGAGUUCACUUGAAUUCACAUGACUAAUUCACGUGACAAAACUGAGACCAGUAAGGGUUCAUUGCGAUACAGUCGAAAGCUACAACAGUAAAGCAUCUGAGACCUUUUGAGACUCUAAUUUAUUUUUCAAAUAAAUAAUUCCUUGUCUAACUGAGUACGAGGCAGCGUGGCCGAGCAGUUAGAGCGCCGGACUUCGGAGGCCCCGACAAGCCCCGCUCUGAGCGCUAGCUGGAUUUGUUCACGGUAGUCUAGAGUUAAAAUUCCUCGGCCACGUGUAUAAAUAACCAGCUGGUUUGCCUCCGGCCAUUUGGGAUUCUUAACCCUGUUAAGUUCAAUUUGAAUUAUUUGUUUCAGGCAUUUGCUUGGCCCCACUAGCAUUAGUGCUAUAAAUACUGCCGAGGAUAAAUAACGGAAUUAUUACGUCUUGCAUGGAACAGAAGAACAACAUAUUUUUGGUUAAUUCUAAUUAAGGGAAAUUAUUCUUCAGACACAUAUGGCUGUUCUCCUAACCCAUGUGCAAAUAAUGGAACGUGCACAGGUGCACCAAACAACUAUACCUGCGAAUGCACUCCAGGCUUUGAAGAGGGGAAUUGUACCAAAAAUAAGUUCUUUAUAAUGAAAUGUAAAUGUCCAUGUUUUUUGAGUCAACUAAUAGCUUAACCAAGAGGGAAUAAUGGACAGAGAGGAAAUCUUAUGGCGUUGGUCGGGAUAUGUGAAUUUCACUAAAGUUAUUUUUGGAGGAUGUGGUUAAACAGAAGUCUAAUGAAUGAGGCUGAGUAUCUUAAUAUAUAGAUUUAGCCAGGGCUAAAAGCGAGGCUCCCAUUAAUAAAUUUAUAAUUUAAAUCAAACAAUAAACUUGUGUUCCACAAUUCAGUUAAUUUUGGAGCACAUUUGUGUGACUUUUGAGGGAAAGGUUACGUGAUUUUAGAGAAAAAUAAUUUGCGAACAGCCCAAGAGUGAACCAAAUCUUACAUCGAGUUGAUAGCCUCAUAUGUACACCCAAAAACUGGUAAUCAUCUUCGAUCACAUCUAAGAGCCAUAGAUUGAUCACCGGAGAUUAAUUAGGCCUGGAAAAAAAACUGGGCCAAAUUUUUUGCAUUCGACAAGUUUACUUUGCAAAAUCUUGCCAACAAAUCUGGGUGCGUGUAAACCAACCUUUUAUACCAUUUAUACAUCACAUCUGAGGUGAAACAGUAGUAUGAGGCACUGUUUUUAUCUUACAGACCUCGGAUAGAAAGCAGUAUUUCACAAUACAAAUUGCACUCAUUCAAUAUUCAGGACGAUGGAAGUACGCGUGGGCUUUUAGCUAAACCGUUAAAAAAAAUUUCCAAAAUCACCUAUACGGCCAUCCGGUUCUCACUUUUGUAGUGCGAGCUGUGGCGAGUGUUUGCAUGAAAUUAACAGAGUUACGCUCCAACAUAGCGCGGCAUUUUGAGUACUCCUGCGAGCGAUGUUCACUGAACGGCUGAAAACAAUCGGCACAGCGAUUAAAAUUACAAGAGAGACUACUAACAAUCGAUAAAAGAAAUAUAGUUCGGUAAAACACAUACAGAGACAACAAUUUUCAUUCAGGAAGAAAAGCAUUAAAGCUUCAAGCUUCAAGCUUAAGUUUAUGUUUUAAGCCGGCUUCCCGGUGUUUGCUUUUUUCAAAGACGAACUCGAGGCAAGAAAAUCGCUCAAAGCUUUCUUUACAGCCAGAAUUAUAACUAAAUAUUCUUUGGAACGUUUUCUUUCUAUUUGCGGUGAGAAACUGUCUGAAGGCUUUUUAAAGUUCUGUGAGCUUAUAUCAAACCUGAUACUCGGUCAGAUCACUGUCUCAAAUCUUACAAACGUGCAUAAACUAAAUACCCGCAUAAACUACGCUCGACUUCAUUAAAUUAGAUACAAAAAACAAACAUCAAAUACAAUAAAUACUCUGGCUUACCAUUCGAGAUGCAGCUCCUGAAAGGUAUCAAGUAAGGCCUGUAUCGCUUCAGACUUUGCAACCCUCUUACGCAUCAAAGCAAGGUGAAAACGAAAACGACGCCAUCUGAAAUUGGAUUUCCGACUUUGACAAGCGACGUAUUUCUCAACCAAAAACCCAAUAAACAAACUACCAUGAAUAACAGAAGACUCCUGAUAGCAGCUGAAUUUCAUUUUGUACAUCCAGUGGAAAAAGACAGUUAAAACAUCAAAAGUUGACACAAAACUCUGUCAGCUUCAGAUGUCAAAGUAAACAAGAUUCAAGAUGCUGCAUCACCUGUUAAAUUUUGACCAAUCAGAGCAUAAAAAUUGGACGUAGAGCGUCAAAAGUCAAAAGCAACUGUCUUCCCUGCCUCUAAACAGCUGGCUGAAUUUUCGCGUCCGAGGUCAGUUUACAAUCAAAAUUUUAAUUGUGCGGCACAUAAACACAACACUUGAGCCUGCGAUCACUUGAAAACUAGUAACUUGUCAGCGCAUAACUUCAAAAAAUACUUGACCUCGAUGGGUCAACACUUGAGCCCGCGAUAUGGUCAAGUGAUAAUAGUCAGCGGGUACCCUGUUUUGACAGCUGUCAAUUGAUCAAAAUAUUGAUGUCCAAUAUGUGUGCAUUGUCAGUUUUCCUGUGCUCCCAAACUAGCUAAAAGAAUGAGAUUGAAUAUUGUUCGCGAUGUAGUAAAACAAUUAACUGGUCAGCGGACAGCUUCCAAAUAAAUCACGUCACUUCGAGGAGUUGACACAUGAGCUGAAAUGUCAGCCAUUUUUCAAGGUCACAACCAAAACAACUCAACCUCGUCCCCAGGUCUUCUCGGUUAACGGUGUAUUAAUCUGUAGAAGGCUGCAUUUUUGUUGUCAUUUCCUCGUUAAACACAAAAUUCUUCCAAAUUUGGUCAUCAGUAACCGGUUAUGGUGAAUUAUGCGUGUGCUUUUAACCUAAAUUGGGGAAAUAUUUUGAAUGAAUAAUAAUACUGAAUUAACAACGCUGGGAAUUCACUGAUGGAAACUUAUCGCCAGAUAAGAUUUCCAUGGCUUACUGUGGACAUGACUUAAAUUAUUUCACUUUUUUAGUUCAAGUCCAACCACGCCAUGUGUUAUUAUGAAUAUCAAGCUGUGUAGGUAACAGAAGUUCGAAUGUGAACGUUUUGCCUUACAAAAUACUUGAUCGAACCCCAUUAAAUACAAAAUUAUAUAGGGUCAACAAAACAAAAUUUCUUCCUUUUAACGUAACAGAAAGCCGCUCAACUCAUACAUACCUACAAACGAAAUCAACACUAACGCCCUAACUUGCAAACACUUUCUAAUCCAAAGAAAAACUGCUCAACAAGCAUUUCAAAUAAGGAUGUCUUUUCACAACAUGAUUAAUUGCCUAUAAUUCCUUCUAUCAAAUGACUCUACUCAGCGUGAUGUCGAAAUUGACACUUCCAUAGUACAGCCAUUGGAUGAACGUAAUCUUUUAGGCCUUUUAAUUGACAGGAACUUGUUGUUUAGUAACGAUAUAUCUUCAGCUUUCCAGAAAGUGAAAUUAAGAAUAUACAAGGCCACCAUUUUGCGAUAUCUGAAAUACUGCAGCCUCGUUUGGCACUUUUGUAGAGGCUCAGACCGGAGAAAGCUUGAGAGGGUCAAUGAACGGGCUCUGUGAGCUGCAUUUUGCAAUUGGAGAUCAUCAUAUGAUGAGUUACUUACGCGUGCACGGAUGACUAGUCUUUACAAUAGGCGCCUGCAGGAUAUCGCAAUCCUCAGCGUAUCAUUGUCAAGUCAUAACUUACGAAAUUCAGACUUCUUUAUUCCCAGGUUCGAUACCGUAAACUAUGGCAGACACAAGGACAGGAACCUAGCCACAUUAUCGGCUUUCAAAACAAGUAUUGGCAAGAAAGUCUUUUCAAGUUUCAUAGCUGAGAAAAAAUGUUGAAAUUCUAACUUGUGUAGUACUUGAGGCCAUAUUUGAUAAUUUACUUUUAGAUUAAUUAGAAAGUACACUAUUUUAUUGUUAUUAUUAUCUACUUAUUUAUUCACGUUUAUAAAAAUAUGUUAACGUUAUUAAUGUAAUUUUAUAGUGAAUAUUUCUUGUUAAUAUUAUCAAAUGUAAUCUUAAGCUUAUUAAACAGAUUUUAUUAACUAGGUGUCCCCGAUUGGCAGGCUACUUGUGACCACCUAGAAAAUUUUGACACGUUAAUAAAGUUGUUCAUUCAUUCAUUCCUUCAACACUGCUAAUGUUUCAGCGAGUGCGUCGACCAGUGUCUUGACCUCCGCAUCAUCCGAUGUGUUCACCAAUGCCUUGGCCUCCACAUCACCUAAUGCGUCGGCGAGUAUCUCGACUUCAACGUCUGCUAACUUGUCAACCACAGCUGCAACCAGUGCAUCAACCUCCACAUCGCCCAGUGUGUCGGCAGAUGCCUCGGCCUUCAUCUCUGCUAGCGUGUCAAUCAAUGUGUCGACCACUGUCUCGGCUUCCACUUCUUCUCAAGUGUGUCACCUAGUAUGUAGAUCAGCGUCCGCC
Porites lobata is the source of this 6049-nucleotide messenger RNA. Lineage: Eukaryota; Metazoa; Cnidaria; Anthozoa; Scleractinia; Poritidae. The record is from the annotation of a GenBank genome assembly.